Thermochaetoides thermophila DSM 1495 is the source of this 1566-nucleotide messenger RNA. RefSeq lists its product as uncharacterized. NCBI's taxonomy places the organism in Eukaryota, Fungi, Ascomycota, Sordariomycetes, Sordariales, Chaetomiaceae. Gene Ontology annotation, cellular component: SMN complex; nucleus. Gene Ontology annotation, biological process: spliceosomal snRNP assembly. The transcript has 2 exons. Bases 1 to 1566 code for a protein of 521 amino acids. The record is from RefSeq and is a predicted model, not a curated record.
AUGGGGCGCAAACGCAAACAUAGGGCCAUUGUGGCCGAUGACAACGAUCAAACCUCUACCCCGGGCAAAAAGCGAUACCACUCCCAGAAGGACGACAAACCUGCCCGCGUCGAAGGCAAACGUGACCCUGUCUAUGGCCAGCGAUUUGCCUUCCCUGGCCUUGACAGCGAUGAUGAUGCUAACCUGAUUUUGGACGAUGAUGUCGAGCAAGAAGAUAACGGCGACGUGCUCGCCUAUCUUCGAUCUGUCCGACAAGAAGCGAACAACGUCCCAUCUGUCCUGGUAGCACCCAAAGCGGGCCCGCAACUCCCUCCUCACCUCCAAACCGCCGAAGACAAUACCGAUCACGGCAUCUACAAUAAUGGUGUGGGCGACUCUCGCGGAUACUAUCAAGAUGGCGCUUACACCGCUGCACCUUCUACUCCCUCAGUGGACAGCUCAGAUCUCAACCUCGAAUAUGGUAAAUGCGACCCGUCCGACCCGGACCAGGUUGCUCGUCUCCGAGCACUCGCACGCAAGUCUUACUAUGAUGCUAUCCUCAACCGAUUCCUCUCCCUGCGCGCCGUGCUUCAUCGCAAACCCCCGCCCCAUCUUAUCGACGCGCUGCCGCGUGAGAAUGGUACAUUUGUGGGUUCUUUUGGCCCAAAGACUCCAACAUUUCGUGUCUGGUCGCACCGCCUGCGGCAUACCGAUCCGCAUCCCGUACAAAUCGCCUCGCUGGACACCCAGAGCGUCCUAAAGCUUAUCCGCAUUCUUCUCGGCGGCAAGUUCAUGCGGCGCGGCCAUGCUCUGCGCGAGCGCACCAGCCGCUGGAUUUGGGCUCUUCUUGCGCGGCUGCCGCCCCGCGGAGAGCUGCGAUUCUCCGACAUUGGCUGGAUACGGGAGCUGGGUAGGCGCGCCAUUUUGAUGAUGGUCAGCUUGGCAGAUGUGGAAGCAUUACAGGAACAGGUCAACGGUGACUUGGAAGGUGAGCAGUUGGAGGGAGACGCUGAUAACGAUGCUGAGGAACCCUAUGUGGCCGAGUUGGUGGUGGACGAAGAGGAAGAAGAGGUAGCGCCCAGAAUACUUCGUCCUACUACCAAGUCUUCUGUGGCAAUUGCAUCAACUCCCAGGACCGACAGAGGGGAAGAUAUGGACACUAGCUUUGAAAAGAGCAAAAUCGUCAAGAAUGACACCACGAAUGGUCCCAAUGAGGACCCGAGCGCCCACAUUGAAGCUGCUAAGGCACGGCUCCUCGCUCGACUUGAGGAAGCCACCGUCGCAGGCGAUCAAAACAAUCAAACAAUCAAUGAAGAUGGGAAAUCCGAAAAGAAAGGCGGGUACGAUGAACAGCAAAAAGCUGUCGCUGUUUCAAGGACCCGACCUAGGAAUGAAGAAGGUGAGGCCAAUGAAUCAAAGAAGGCUCAAAGCCUUCAGGCAAACAAAGCCAACGAUAGUUCCGGUGCCGACGAUGAGAGGCUCGAGCUAAACAUGCGAGUCACUCUCAACAUGAUUCUCACAGUGGCUGGUGAGUUUUACGGGCAGCGCGAUCUACUGGAGUUCAGGAAUCCGUUUCCUGCUGUUUGA